CCAACGAAAUUUGCCAGCUCAAAAACAUCUGCGAUCUCAAAACAAAAACAUCCAAACUCCAGUUUGCCACAGGGAGAGAAAUUCAAGAUGCUGCAAAAGGGUUUGCUUUUGAGGGCGGUGAUUAUGGGCUGCCCUGGUUCAGGCAAGGGCACCAUUUCGUCCAGAAUCAACAAACACUUUGACAUUCUGACAUUGUCGAGCGGCGACCUGCUACGAUUCAAUGCUGUGCAGCAAACCCCUAUUGGCCUUAAGGCGACCAAGUACAUGGAAGAGGGCCAACUGGUGCCCGACGAUCUCAUCACAGACCUCGUCCUUGAAAGUAUAAAGACGCACGGAGAGGGCCGUCAUUGGCUCCUGGAUGGUUUUCCUCGAACCAGAAAACAAGCAGAGACUUUGAACAAGGCUUCCCCGAUUAAUGUGGCCAUCAACCUGAUUGUGCCUCACGAGGUCAUUAUUUCUCGCAUUGCUGGACGUUGGACGCACAUGCCCAGUGGCAGAAUUUACAACACGGAAUUCAAUCCACCCAAAAUUGCUGGCCGUGAUGACAUCACUGGUGAACCUCUGAGCCAGCGUGUCGAUGACCAGCCAGAAAACAUCCGUCGCAGACUUGACAUCUACUUGAGCACCAUGCAGCCCGUGGUUGAUUUUUACCGUGAGGCCGGCGUGCUUAGGGAAUUCAAAGGCAAAGAGUCAAACAAGAUCUGGCCCGAGGUUUUCAGGUCGAUGGCAACUUUCAUCGAACCCAAGAUGCCCCUGCCCUGAAUAGGACGACUGAUUUCAACUUGUGAUCGUAGUCGAGGCCUUAGAUUCAAUUAUUGAAAUUUGAAAUUUUAUUCAGCUGCCUCUCGAUGAUAAUAAUAUUUGCUGUAGUUUAUUCUUGUGUGGCUCUGGUCCAGCCUAAAGCUGAACUCGGUGCCAAUGAGCUCAAAUAUCAACUGUUGUUGGAGACUGGUGGCCAGUAUUUUAAGUGAAUAAGAAAAUAUGAUACUAUUUUCAGGCGGGACUUGAUUUAAGGCUCGUAGACUUGUAACUCAAAACCACUGCAUUAUUAAUUUCACCCAAAGUUCGUGAGCCAAAUUAGUGUCCGCCGAUUCUAAAAAUACAUUUUGUUAAAAUUGGUAGGUUAGAAAAGUUAUUUGACUGUGGCCGUAACUUUUUUCAAUGUGUUCAACGAGUGGAGCAUAAUUAUCCUGUCAGUUGAAUUCUAGUAAAAUAUCCAAAUGUUAUUGUUAGUAAUUGUUCCAAAAGUGAGAAAUUUUAAAUGCAGAAAAUUAUAGAUAUAUGUUACCAUAGACAUAUGCCUGUUGGCGCAGGCAAUUUAAUUAACCUUGUCCCCUUUUGUGGGCAAUGCACAAAUGCAUGCCAUUAUUUGGCCGCUGCAUAACUAACCACAAAGAUCAGAGGGUGCUCCUCUGGGACUGUAUUUUUUAUUUCCCCUAAAAGUCUGACAAGUAAUUAUCCUAUUCCUGAAGCCAUUUAUAAUUUUUAGCAAAAUGCAUGACGAGUAUUAUUUAUGUAGAAAAAAGAAUAAAUGUUGUAAAUUUCA
Molecule: messenger RNA, 1546 nt
Organism: Neocloeon triangulifer
Lineage: Eukaryota; Metazoa; Arthropoda; Insecta; Ephemeroptera; Baetidae
Gene: Ak3
Product: GTP:AMP phosphotransferase AK3, mitochondrial
Exons: 5
Coding region: 88-762 (224 amino acids)
Biological process (GO): nucleobase-containing compound metabolic process
Cellular component (GO): cytoplasm; mitochondrion
Molecular function (GO): AMP kinase activity; ATP binding
Source: RefSeq, a predicted model, not a curated record